AUAGUGAAAUAAAUUUGGUUAGAAUAUUACGCACCCACAGAUUCUCCAUUAAGUUUCAACUCCGAUGAAAGCCAUCAUCUAUCCGCAAUUUCCAUUUUUCGCCCAAAUGCUCAAAUCCGAAACCCCAUCCCACCCAAUCAUUGUCUCUCUGUGUUGAAUUGCUCCGGCGCCGGUAUUAAUUUCUCUUUUCCCCGGCGACUGAUCACUUAUGGUUUCGCCGGAGAACACGAAUUGGCUGUACGAUUACGGGUUUGAAGAUAACCCUGUUCCCGAUGUCAAUUUUUCUGCUCCGAGUGCUGGAUUCUCUUGGCCCAUGCAAACUUUGAAUGGAUCAUCGAAUGUCAGUUUGCAAAUUGAUGGAUCAUCUGGGGAAUCGGACAUGCAGAAAGAAGCUGGCUCCAAAAAGCGUACUAGAACUGAAGCAUGUGCUCCAUCAAGCUCUAAAGCAUGCAGGGAGAAACAGCGGAGGGAUAAGCUAAAUGACAAAUUUAUGGAAUUGGGUGCUCUGCUUGAGCCCGGUAGGCCUCCGAAAACAGAUAAGGCUGCUAUUUUGGUCGAUGCUGUUCGUAUGGUAACUCAGCUAAGAAGUGAUGCUCAGAAGCUCAAGGACUCAAAUUUGAAUCUCCAGGAAAAGAUUAAAGAGCUGAAGGCUGAGAAGACUGAGCUUCGUGAUGAGAAGCAAAGAUUGAAGGCUGAGAAAGAUAAGCUUGAGCAACAGCUAAAGACAAUGAACACCCCUCAGCCUGGAUUUUUACCAGCUCCUCCUGCCAUUCCGACUGCAUUUGCUGCUCAAAAUCAGGCCGUGGGCAACAAAAUGGUGCCUAUUAUCAGCUACCCAGGUGUUGCCAUGUGGCAGUUCAUGCCUCCUGCUUCCAUUGAUACAUCUCAGGACCAUGUACUGCGCCCACCGGUUGCCUAAGUCGGCAGCUGAAUCCUGUAGUGGUGGUUCUCUUUGUGGUCUAGUUGUUACGUAAUUUUUGAGUGUUUUUUACUGUAUUAGUUUUUGGUCGACUGUCUUAUUUGGGUCUGGUGAAUUAUGGAGAUCAGUUUGUGAUUGUUGAACUUUUAACUUGUAUCCGAUGAACCAUGAUGAUCAAUUAUGAUUGUUGAACUUUAAUCCAGUUUAACUUUAUUCUAA
Molecule: messenger RNA, 1138 nt
Organism: Erythranthe guttata (spotted monkey flower)
Lineage: Eukaryota; Viridiplantae; Streptophyta; Magnoliopsida; Lamiales; Phrymaceae
Product: transcription factor ILR3
Biological process (GO): regulation of DNA-templated transcription; intracellular iron ion homeostasis
Molecular function (GO): protein dimerization activity; DNA-binding transcription factor activity
Source: RefSeq, a predicted model, not a curated record